This is a messenger RNA of Leptidea sinapis, 5297 nucleotides long. RefSeq names its product 5'-AMP-activated protein kinase catalytic subunit alpha-2 (gene AMPKalpha). Gene Ontology annotation, cellular component: cytoplasm. The record is from RefSeq and is a predicted model, not a curated record. NCBI's taxonomy places the organism in Eukaryota, Metazoa, Arthropoda, Insecta, Lepidoptera, Pieridae. Gene Ontology annotation, molecular function: protein serine/threonine kinase activity; ATP binding. Bases 291 to 1868 code for a protein of 525 amino acids. The transcript has 7 exons. Gene Ontology annotation, biological process: protein phosphorylation; intracellular signal transduction.
UCAUAAGUAAAUACUUCAAUAAUCGUAAAACGAUUUUAUUUUGAAGUUUGUACUUUUAUUUCCAAACAUAAUAGUUUAUAAUUUUAUUUUCGUCUUGAUAUGCUUUUUAUCUGAAUUGACCUUAAAUAUUAUUAACUGUAGUUAAGAUCACUUAUUUAACAAGGUCCAAAUAGUACAUUUUUAAUCAUUAUUAUAUCAAUAACAAUAAAAUCUUACAUAAGGUGUUUGUUGAAAAAAAUAAUGAAAAUAUUAAAAUAAUAAAUUCAAUCACUAAUAAUUUAGCAAUAAUCAUGUCUGAAAAAGCAGUGGCUAGUGGAGUUCAACCUAUUGUUAAAAUAGGACAUUACAAUUUGGGAGCAACUCUAGGUGUUGGGACAUUUGGCAAAGUGAAGAUAGGUGAACAUCAACUGACAAAGCAUAAAGUAGCUGUGAAGAUCUUGAACAGGCAAAAGAUCAAGUCUCUCGAUGUUGUUGGGAAAAUACGUAGAGAAAUACAAAAUCUCAAGCUAUUUAGACAUCCACAUAUUAUCAAGUUGUAUCAGGUUAUUUCAACUCCAACUGAUAUAUUUAUGAUAAUGGAAUAUGUAUCCGGUGGUGAACUGUUUGAUUAUAUUGUUAAAAGGGGAAAACUUCAAGAGCAUGAGGCGCGACGUUUCUUUCAACAAAUCAUAUCUGGAGUUGAUUAUUGCCACCGACACAUGAUUGUGCAUAGAGAUUUGAAGCCAGAGAAUUUGUUGUUAGACCACAAUAUGCAUGUGAAAAUUGCUGACUUUGGGUUGUCUAAUAUGAUGAUGGAUGGUGAGUUCCUGAGAACUUCCUGCGGAUCUCCUAAUUAUGCUGCUCCUGAGGUUAUAUCAGGAAAACUAUAUGCUGGACCAGAAGUUGAUGUCUGGUCAUGCGGAGUCAUCUUAUAUGCAUUACUCUGUGGUACAUUGCCCUUUGAUGAUGAACAUGUACCUACACUGUUCCGGAAGAUAAAGUCUGGAAUAUUCCCCAUACCAGAGUACUUGAACAAGAAUGUAGUGAGUCUUCUAUGUAACAUGCUGCAAGUAGACCCGAUGAAGAGGGCUACCAUUGAUGAUGUGAAGAAACAUGAUUGGUUCCAGAAAGAUCUGCCUGAUUAUCUGUUCCCUUCUCCUAUAGAACUGGACAGUGGGGUGAUAGACACAGACGCGAUAGCUGAAGUCUGCGAAAAGUUUGGUGUCCGAGAUGUCGAGGUCCACAACGCACUGCUGAGUGGGGACCCUCACGAGCAACUCGCCAUCGCGUACCACCUUAUCAUCGACAACAAGAGGAUCGCGGACGAGGCUGCCAAGGCCGAGAUCAAGGAAUUCUAUGUCGCCAAUACAUCGCCGCCCACGUCCGCAGAUUCACAUCGUCCGCACCCGGAGCGGAUCGCACCGCUGCGGGAAAAACCAACGCCCACCCAGCCCGCGCAGGACAAACAAAAGGGCACACCCGUCAAAAGGGCAAAAUGGCACCUCGGCAUCAGAUCCCAGAGCAAACCGAACGAUAUAAUGCUAGAGGUGUUUCGUGCAAUGAAAGCUCUGGACUUUGAGUGGAAAGUUAUCAAUCCCUAUUAUGUCAGAGUUCGCACCCUGAGCAAGAUGACACAGAAGCAUGUAAAGAUGUCCCUCCAGCUCUACCAAGUGGAUUACAAGUCUUAUUUGCUGGACUUUAAGUCACUUUCGGGGGAGAAAGAGGAGAGCGAUGACGAGGGCGCUUCGCCCCUCGCGCAGACCCCGGUGAAUCAAAGUGCGGCGCCACAGCCCCCGGUGAACCCCAGCGCGGCGCCGCAGCCCUGCAGUCACCACACCAUGGAGUUCUUUGAGAUGUGUGCGGCACUAAUCAUCCAGCUAGCGCGGUAAACGCGGAAAGGUCCACCUCCCUGCAGCUGAAACAACAGUUUCACCUUGGACCAAGUCAUUGUACAGUAUUUCCAAAAACGGUUAUUUACCUAUAAACCUAAAUAAACUUUAAGUCCGUGUGAUAUACCAAAAUAACAGCUUCGAUCUGGAAUUUUUCUCACACCGCGAUAUCUUUUUAUUUGCCCGUUUUCACCAGCCCUUCAAAGGGAUAAACCAUAUCACGUUGUUUCUAUUAAACAUCAUCUAGUCUUCUUCAUAAAUUAAUCUUCAAUGCUUUUACUCCCCAAUUAACAUCGGGGCUCGUCUACUACAAAUACCUUACAAAGAUCUGGAGCCAUUUUUGUAUGAAACGUAAUAGAAUAGUAUUCUUUAUAUUGUAUAUACUAAGUGUAUGUACUAGUAUACUCCAUAAAAUUUAACGACGUCAUAUUGUGAUAAUAAUAAGGGGUAUUAAAACACGUAUGUGGGUUUAUACACACGAUAUUAGUAUCACACGAGUGUUUUAAUACUUAAUUAUCAACAGUUGCAUACAAGACUUUAUCUACACCCAUAAUAUAAAAGAUUCUGAAACAGUUAGCCUAUUGCUAGCAUUAAAAACGCCAGUCCUAGUAUCAUCCAAACGAGUGUUGUAAUGUUGUACUGAAUUUCAUUACAACACUCGUUUGGAUGAUGUAAUGUUUAUUAGUACAUUGGGUGUUUUAAUGUUGGCAAUAAGCUCACUGUUUUAGAAUCUUUAAUAGAGGAUUUAAUGCAUGGAUGUAGACAAAAUAUAUAUACAUAAUAUUGAUACCACAGUUAUCAAUAUAGAAAUGCAUGUUGCUAGAAACACGAAAAAUGCGUUGAAAUUUUGAUGCACUGUAUGUUUGCUAUCUCAGUUAUUUCGGGGAGUAUCGGGGUUUUAUCAGCUCUUCCAAAGAGCUGAUUCCUGCCUCCAUGAAAUCCAUCUUCGCUUGAGACAAACCACGGGUCAGAACCAAACUGCAGAAUGAAUUUUCGCUAAGCAGUUUUUCCAGGAUGCUACGACAUUUUUUUUAUGCAAAUAAGGGACGAGACGAUCAAGACUUUCAGCUGAUGGUAACUGAUACGGAUUGCCAAUUACAAUACAGUGCCGCCCAGGAUUCUUGAAAAACCAAUAAUUCUGAGCGGCACUACAAUUGCGUUCGUCACCUUGAGCCGCAAGAUGUUAAGUCUCAUUUUCCCAGUAAUUUUACUAGCUAUGACGCCCUUCAGACCGGAAAAUUAACGCUUACACAUUACUGCUUCACGGCAGAAAUAGGCUCCGUUGUGGUGCCCAUAAUCUAGCUGGCAUCCUGUGCAAAGAAGCCUUCCACUGAUGAUGUUACUGAUAUCAAACAAAAACUUGCUCAAGGUGCAGAAGCUGCAAUUAUAGCUGCCAAUAAAUUCCACAUCCCCAAGCGAAGUGCUGAGGACUCUUCACCACAUAGACAGUAUUAUUGCUUCACGGCAGAAAUAGGCGCCGGUGUGGUAACCGGCAUCCUGUGCGAAGGAGCCUCCCACUGGUAAAGUAUUUUUUGUAGCACUGCAACAUUGUAACACCGGAGGAAUUACUGGAUCCUUACUUUUUCGUUGGGUGAACGGGCCUUUUUCAGGCUGAAAACACCGCACGAUACACUCUACAGCCAAACUGUGAUUUUGAAUUUCUACAGGUUGGCGCAGAAGAAAGUUCUAUGAAAACCGCACUGCGGUGUGAUGGUGGAAUUGCUAUUUUGUGGCAGAAAUUAUUGUGAUGAUAAAUAAAUGAUUUACCAAUGGGAGGCUUUUUGAAAAGAAUGUCAUCUAGGUAGUUCUCACAACACACUUAUGCCUUUGCCUGUCGUGAAGCAGUAAAUGGCAAAUAUUAUUGUGUGUCGGUUUUAAGGGCCCUGCAGCUAGUGAAACUACUGGGCCAAUGAGACUUGACAAAUUAUGUCUCAAAGCUUAUAUAAUUUAUACGUCUAGAUAGAGCCUCUUGCUGCUAGACAAUCGAUUAAAACAGGCCAGGUUUAUUACUUUAGUGUACGUGAAGAGCAACGUCUUAUACUUGCGAUUUUUGUGUCACCUUGUAUUAUUAGUGUGCGUGUAUUGUUCAAAAUACAGGUUAACUGUCAACCUUAAUUUUUUUCGACGUUUUCACAGCUGUCUCAAUCUAUAUAGACGUAUACCGGACGGAUACUGAAUACUGAACUGCAUUGUAAUGGGUAAAGCGUAUCACUUACCAUUACCAUUGAGUAUUUUGCUCGUUAUUAUUUGAAGUUAAGGUUGAGGGUAAAAUUUUUAUGGAUGAAAUGCAAUAAAGUGACACGAAAAUGUGGGACGUUUUUGUCCAACUUCCCUACUAUUUGUACGUUGUAUCGUGCAGGAGAAGAGAUUAGUUAGAUAUAAAGGAGAGUUUAAUAAAUUCGUUUGCCAAAGGAGUUUCACAUCUGACAUGUACCUAUGCCAUUUUUUUUUCCUUGAAAGAAGAUAUUAAAAGAUUGGUAACUUCGAAGCAUGUAUUGCACCAUUUAAGGAUUACUUUACAGUAAUGCGAGAUCGGAAAGGGUUUCGUGAUGGAAAGUAAGAGAAAGCGUAGAGUAGUAAAUAAUAUUAAAAACUUACCAAAAUUAGACUUUCUCAUUUUUUCAAAAUUACAUAGUACUUAUUGCAAGUAGAAUAACAUAUUUCGUUACUCGCUUUGUUAGCAGGACGAUUAGUUUUUCCAUUAAUAUAUAUGGAAUAUUGAAAACUUUUUCAUAGAAGAUUUGUCUAUUUACUAAUUGUUUUUGUUUUCAUAUACAUAUCUAUAUUAUUAAUUUUUAUCGUAACUAUAAAAGUGAUAUUUAUAUUUUAUAAUUACCUACUGUAUAAUUUUUCAAACAUAUUAUUUUGAAUGACUUACGGCCGUUUUCCAUAACCUAUCUAUCCUUAGUUUAACUUACUAGACGUAGACAAAUCUAUCCUUUUACGCUUACUUACAUAUCAAUAACCUAUUGACAGAUAGCAUUGGACUAUAACUAUGGAUAUAUAAGAUCUUUUCAUUAAACGGUGACAGCAAUCUAUCCGUUAGUUAAACUAAGGGUAGAUAGGUUAUUGAAAACGGCCGUAUAUCGGCUUGAUUGUAUUUGUCAAUAUAAUAUUGUAAAGCUUUGUAAGCUAGUACGGCUGAUGUUUUGGAUCUUAUGGGCACGGAUCUUGAGCGGUAUGUGAAAGUGAUGCGAAUAUAUAAUAUAAUGGUCAUAUACUGCGACAAACAGUGUGUGUGCUAUUUGUGCCAGUCCCUUGCAACCUCAUUUCUGCUCUUUCAACGACAACGCUCAAUAUCCGUGACGGCUACUUUACUGUUUUAGUCAGAAAAUAGGUAUUCUCCGAUAAUAUUAAUGUAAAUUAUUAAAGAUAAUAUUCAUUGUGGCCUUGUAUAUUUAGUGUUUAAUAAAAAAAGUUUUAAACCAA